AUGCAGACCGACCAAAUCCUCCGCUGGCUCUUUGUCGCUUCCACUGACAGCCUUCUGAUACACCCCAUCGAAAAGGCCUGCAAAUGGCGGCGCACCUAUCUAAAUUCUCCCAACACCAGCGAUAGCGAUAUAGAGACGCCGCCGCCUAACAAGCGCAAUCAGCUGAAAAGCAAGCGAGAGGUGCAGUAUGACGGCCUGUUUUUCAGGGAGAUUGUUCUGUGCGACCCUCCUGCACAGGUUAAGAGGCUUAUACAUGAAGUUGAACGGGGGAUUGAUGACGUGUUUGAGGCUCUUGGCAGAAAAUGGCUCCCUCCCUCUGUGCCCAACGGCAAGAUGGUCGACUUUUGCUUCGCCAUCGACCCUCGUUCCUCCGACCUCGAGCAUGAUGCAGCUGCCAAGAUGACAGCAAUCGAUGCACUCUAA
Pyricularia pennisetigena is the source of this 423-nucleotide messenger RNA. RefSeq lists its product as uncharacterized. NCBI's taxonomy places the organism in Eukaryota, Fungi, Ascomycota, Sordariomycetes, Magnaporthales, Pyriculariaceae. The transcript is spliced from 2 exons. The record is from RefSeq and is a predicted model, not a curated record. The coding region runs from base 1 to 423 and encodes 140 amino acids.